Messenger RNA from Elgaria multicarinata webbii, 2522 nucleotides. It is a transcript of the gene CCDC15, whose product is annotated as coiled-coil domain containing 15. NCBI's taxonomy places the organism in Eukaryota, Metazoa, Chordata, Lepidosauria, Squamata, Anguidae. The record is from RefSeq and is a predicted model, not a curated record. Bases 193 to 1518 code for a protein of 441 amino acids. Gene Ontology annotation, cellular component: centrosome. The transcript is spliced from 11 exons.
GGGCGGGGCCGGAACGCUGCCAGCCGGGGGGCGGAAGCGGCGCGAGAUUUCAAAACGACGUUUCCAAAGUAACUUGCCAAGCAAAUGAAAACUAUACAGGCAGCUGAAUAUUUAUGAAGAACCAUCUGUUUAUGCAUCUGUGAAAUAGGCUCCUUCCAGAAAUCCCAGGUUUGAAAUUGCUAUAUUGUUGGGAUGCUACCACCCAAGAAGCAGCUGCAACAACAGCGUUUCUGUAGAACAGCUGAGGCAAAAAUGAGGCCCCGAUCAGUGGCAGCAAACUGGAACGUGUUAGCAGAGAGGACCCAGCGUGUGGCACCAGUUGGGGCUUGGGUGGAGAUUCCCCAAGACUAUGUGGAGCAAGAAGAGAGCCCAGCAUUUGCUAUAGCAGCUCAAAUUGAAGAAGAAUAUAAAGAACAACAGAAAGAAAAAGAGCUAGUUCUGAAACGUUUUCAAGAGGAAGUGAAACACAGAGUGAACCAACAUGUUAAGCUGAGGAGAAAACAACAGUUGCAGAAGUCCUAUGAAGCAGUAAGGAAAACAGUGCAGCAGGUUCGUCGAAGGCUGGCUUCCCGGAAAGCUGUAUCAGAAGGAGAUGCUCUUCCAGGAGGCGUUUGGGAGAGCCAUCCAAGGACACAGAAGUCAGAAUCUUGCAAGACAUCUCCAGUCAAUGCACAAGAGGGUGACAGUGGGGAGUUUCCUCUUGUGGGAUUCCAUGACCUUCCAGCAGAACUGCGAGAGCAGGAGCGAGGACAGCAGGAAAGGCGCUUGGACUAUACCGUAGAGUUUCAAAAAGUUAAUGGUGAGAUAUUGAAAGGUAACUAUCCAGGGGGCUCUUCAGUAAUUGGCACUGAAACUCGAGCUGCUCGCAUAUUUUGGCCCGGAAGAGAGAUAGAAGAUUCAAAGAAGCAGCGUCAAAGCCAGUACUUGAGAUACCGACGGCUUUUCAUGGACAUCGAAAGAGAACAAGUAAAGGAGCAACAAAGGCAGAAGACAUGGCAGAGGAAAAUGGACAAAAUUAAGAAAGAAAAGGAGCGUCGGCGCUAUGCAGAGGAACAGAGGAUACAGGAGAGGGCAUCCCAUGGCAAUGCUAUCUCCAGGGAAAAGUGGUGUGAAAACUUAGAAGAACUUAAACUGGAGGACACACAACAGAAACAAGAAGUAGCAGAAAGACAACGGAAACAAGAGGUAGCAGAAAGACAACAGAAGAAAGAGGCAGAGGAAAGACAACAGAGAAAUAAAGAAUACUCAAGAUAUGUGGAAGCUUUACGAGCCCUGAUGCGGGAGAAGAUCAAAACGUACAAUAUCAAUUUGCCUCCAUUGUGCUUCUGUGGUUCAGAUUUCUGGGAUGCUCAUCCUGAUAGCUGUGCCAACAACUGUGUAUUCUAUAAAAACCACAAAGCAUAUGCUCAGGCUCUGCAAUCUGUCAUCUCAUCUUGCAAUGUUAUUGAUGGGGGUUCAAACACAAGACUUGCUGUCCAUACAUUUGCGUCUGUACAUGCUCGUUCUAAGCAUUCCUGAAAGAGAACUUUGGAACUGAUGCUUCCCUCCCAUCCCUGGCUGUUCAGGCAAGGUCUUUGCAAGUAGGUGAUAGUGUAUACACGUAGGCAUCCAUAUCUAAUCUCCUCUGGAUUGUGCCGCAAGUCCUACUAAAAAUGUUGGAAAGAGGGAACCUUCCCACAAGGUACUUCCUUUCCCUUCUCAUACUAAUAACCUAGGUUUUGUCUCCUGUAAGAUACUAUGUUGAAAACUCUACAUCUUCCUGUGGCAUCUGUUUGAAAGAGGGUUUAGAGCUAUUUUGAGCACAGCCAAACCUGUAUAUCUCAGCAUGCAAGCUCCGCUGAAUUUGGCUUGUUGCACUUGACAGUUUGGGCUUUGGAUAUGAUGGCUAUAUGAGGGGGAAACGAUCCAUUUUCUGUGAGACAACAAGCCUCAUUGUUUGGGGAGGUGAAUAGUUAUUCUGAGAAUCUCUGUAUAUGGAUCUCAAACCCAGGCCUUCAUUCCUCCUCCAAACUCUGAAAGUACCGAUUUUAUAAGUGCAGAAAAGCUCUAAGAGACUGAGAUCACUGCAGAAGGACAGAGUUAUUGCUCGUAAUGAAGACGUGUGGCAAUAGCAAGAUCUGAUGAAGAAAUCAUUCGCACUUAAAGAAAUUAAGUGAAAUAUGUAACUCGACAUAUUCCAAUAUAAAACUAUUAAGUGCUCAAAGAGGCUGCCAUUAAGGAUUUUGCUCUGUUUGAUGAUAGCUGGACGAUUGAGGAGCCCCUUGUUCGUGAUUUGGAAGUGGUAAGAGGACAGACUAGAAUCUUGAAAUGUUACAAAAUCCUUUCACCAUAUUACAAGUUGAAUCCAUAUUUUGGGGAAGAAAUACUUCUGAACAUCUGUUCUUCAAUCUCUUCUACUAAAGAGAGGGAGUCUAUAGCUCAAUCUUCAGUUCUUAUUGACAGCAAAGGAAAUUGUCAUGAGACUUCAUGUUCUUUGGAUUACCAACCUUCCCAGCUGCAAAUGUAAAUAUUUGUAAAGAGAA